Molecule: messenger RNA, 5901 nt
Organism: Lycium barbarum (goji berry)
Lineage: Eukaryota; Viridiplantae; Streptophyta; Magnoliopsida; Solanales; Solanaceae
Product: U11/U12 small nuclear ribonucleoprotein 48 kDa protein
Exons: 5
Coding region: 413-2611 (732 amino acids)
Source: RefSeq, a predicted model, not a curated record
AAUUAGAAUAAUAACAUAGGUAAGUGGAAAAUAAAAAAUAAGAAUUAAGAAAAAAACCGAAGCACGUGAAGUAACGAUUGGGAAAUGAGAGAUAAAGGUAUAAAAAAGAAUUUAAGAAGUUAAAAUAAAAAAUAAAUUAAAAAGAAAAAUAGAAUAAAAAUAAAAAGUAAAUUAAAAAGAAAAGAAAGGCAUUGGAAAAAUAACAUGUAAUUAGAGCAAUUCUCGAGCCCCCCCUCCAAUUGCGCCCAAGUUCAUGUGGCUUUCCAAACAGGCUCUAAAUUAAUUUCUCAUUAAUAUAUGUAUUGAAAAAAUGAAAAAGAAAUAAACUCGGAAUCCCCGUCUCACCCUCGUGCCACUCCUCCCACGGCUCCACCGGCAGCCAAAACCACACUCUUCUAAACUCCAAACUCAAAUGGAAAUGAAUCCAUUUCCUCCACCGCCACCGUCCACCACCUUUCCUCCACCACCUUACUUUCAGCACCAGCCCACCAAUGAUCUUCCUAAUGCUCUCUCAUCUCUUACAUCUCUCCUCAACCUCUCUUCCACUACUCUCUCCUCCCUAAUACCCCUCCCUAACCCCUCUCCGUCCCACCCAUUAAUUCAAUGCCCUUUCAAUCCGAACCAUCACCUUCCCAUUUCUUCCCUCUUUUCCCACUCCCUUCAUUGCCCCUCACACACCAUCCCCUCCAAUCACAACAUCCAAACCCUACACAGUUUACUAAAAUACCCCCACACCCACACAGUCCGCUCCUCCACAAACCCAGUUGAAUCCCGCAAAGUCGAGUCUGGGGAGGGUACAGUGCACACAGACCUUACCCCUGCGGAAAACGAUACAAUCGAUCCAAACGUUAAACAACCAACAACAACUACCUACCCAAACCCCUUCACCUUCACGUCAAAUUCACAAUCAGACCUUUGUUUCUGUCUUGAAAAUUAUCUUGACAUAGAAAAUCCUGAUUUCUUUUAUUCUAAUUGUCCUGGUGUUGUUUCUUUCCCAAUUAAUGAAAAUGCAACUCCACCAAUGCUUACUUUGCCUGCUAUUUUAUCCUCAGAAUGUUCUAAUUUUGGUCGGAAUUCGUUGUUUUUUCCGAAUGAAUUUGAGUUUAUUAAGGUUCUUUUUCCUUCGGAGGUGUAUGCGAUUAGGAACGAGACGGAUCGUUGGAGUGAUUUUCCUUUUACGUAUUCGUAUCGCGUGCUUCGCACGAUUUUGGGAUUAGGGAUGAGUAGUGUGGAGUGUUUGUCGACGUGCGUAGUUGUUAGUUCGGUUAGGUGUUAUAAUAUUGUGCUUGAUUUAGCAAUGAGGGAUCAUAUAAUUGUAUUGUUUAAGCUUUGUUUGAAGGCUAUUGUUAGGGAAUCUAUCGAUUUAGCUAGUAAGGCUGAGGGGUCAGUUUUGAGUAACCGAAGUUUUAAGUGUCCCGUCUUAGUUCAGGUGUUGAUGUGGUUGGCAACCCAACUUUCUGUGUUAUAUGGUGAAAUGAACGGGAAAUUGUUUGCUAUUAAUAUGGUAAAGCAAUGUAUAUGUGCUUGUGCGUUUAGUUCUUGCAUGUUCAAUGAAUCGACUGAUAGGCAAAAAGGGGAUGACAAAAGUUUAAGCGGUGAACCGCUUAAAAGUAGAAUGGAGAAUGAGGGAACGAAUGUAUCAUCGGAUGAAGCACUCUCUAAAAGCCCGAUUUUUGUUUCCCAAGUAGCAGCAGCUGUUGCAGCAUUGCAUGAACGAUCUAUGCUUGAAGAAAAGCUCAAAGCAUUAAGGAGUUUACCAUCACUUCCAGCUUACCAACGAUCGAUGGAGCACACUUACAUUUUGAAUAAAGCAGAUGAGGAACGGCAAAAACGCCCUAAUUACAGGGCUCUGCUUGAGCAUGAUGGAUUUCUGUGGCAGCGCUCGCGAAAUAAUCAGGACUCAAACAGAACAAAGACGAGAGAGGAAUUAUUAGCUGAGGAAAGGGACUACAAACGUAGAAGAAUGUCAUAUCGUGGAAAGAAGAUGAAGCGGUCAACAACACAGGUUAUGAGGGACAUAAUUGGGGAAUACAUGGAGGAAAUCAAACAAGCAGAUACCAUCAAUUGUCCAACAAAAGGAGCCGAAGAGGCCAAAUUUCCGCCUUCUGCAACCUACAGGCCGGAUAAUUAUUAUAUGGAUAAAGCUGAGUCUGGAAAGAUGCAGCUGGAUUCAUCUGCUUUAAGAAAAGGAAUGGAGGGUGGUUAUAGGAAAGAGUUUCAUACUGAUGAAGAAGUCCAUUCAGCAGGCUUCAAAGAUGAUUAUUCUGAAAAUAUGGAAAAAGCAUCUCAGUGGCAUCAUCGACAUUUAGUGGCCGAGAGAAGUAAUGGGAGAUCCAGACAGGAGAGAAACGAUUACUCUAGAAGCCCAAAUAAGCGAGACGGUGGUGCCUCUUUGCGUGAAAAAUCAAUCAGCCAAGAGAAGAGAGACUAUUCAAACGAUUUUAGAGAUAAUUUUUCCAGAAGAUCCAGCAGAAGGUACCACAAAUCAAUUGAGAAAAGUAGUUCACAUAGGGAGAGAAGUGGUCGUAAUCUUGACCUCAAGAAACGGAAGGCAAGGGAUGGUGAUGAUUUUGAAGACCGAUAUGAUCCAUCAGAACCUCAGAAACAUUGAGAAAAUGUCCAACUAUUGCAGCUAGUUCUCUAUUUGUCAGGUUAUCUGGAGAUGCAUCAACAUCAGAAUUUGCUGUGACUGAUCUUAUCAGAAAAGAAUUUCUUGCGACUGGUGCCUUUUGUUCUACUGGUCAAAUUGGCUAGUAGGAAGUCAUGCAGGUGUCUGCAGUUUAUCCUCCUGUAUCCUUCCAUGUAUCCUUUAUAUUGAUUUUUCUUGGCAUUGUCUUCUUAGAUUUACUAUUCUUCUUCCUUUUUCCCCUAUCCAAAGAAAUAAUUCUCUCUUGGAUUUUCAAUUGCACAUAGUAUACGGCUAGAACACCAGUGAUAAUGUUCUUCAUGUGCACAUCAUAUAGUAAGUUGUUCUUUUCCAUUGUGCUGGGUGUAGGUUGACCUGAAUCAUAAACAUUUGUUGCUGAGUUCCUUUUUUAUUUCUGGAGCAAACAUUGUUGCACAGAUCUAAUGCUAAAUCUUUUGGUUUGCUUGGUUGUGCUUCUAUGUGCAAGUGUAAACACAAGUUAUUAAAGUAUGAUUUGCCUGCUACAUACUUGGUUCACAACUGGGUGAAGUAUCUGGUUCUAAAGGCUUCAAAACUUAGCUUUAGGCAUGUUGAAGAUGACAUUCCAGUUAUGAACCCUCCUCAGACCCCGCAUGGUGGGAUUUCACUGGGUUGUUGCUGUUGUUGCAUAACUAUACAUGACUAUACAGGAAUAAUGCAGUAGUAUUAUGGCGGCAAUAUUUGUCACUUUACAUAUGGGUAACUGUCAUGUAUGUUAGUAAUAUUACAGAGGACAUAACAAGUAGAAGGCUAUGUUUGAUGCAGCUUCAGGUGUAGACCUUUAAAGGUGCAAUCUUAUUAUUUAUGUACUUCCAAUGGCAGACUUAGAAAGUGGGGCAGCCACAUCUGCAAAAUCUGAUUGUUCUUGUACUUUUACUAACAGAAAUCAGGUGGUGAGAGCCACACAAAAUAUAGAUCGUUGUAGAAUUAGUCAAUAGGAUUCUUAAGUUAGCAGCUAUAAUACAACCUUGAUGCCUUGUGGAGUUGUGGUACCUGAAUUCUGUGAGUUAGCUUUACCCAAAAAAAAAAAAAGAGAUUCUGUGAGUUAGAAUAAACUUGUCUUUUACUAUAAUAGGAAUUGCUUCCUGUGGACGAGAACAACAACAACAUACCCAGUGUAAUCCCACAAGUGGGAUCUGGGGGGGUUGGGGGUGGGGGGGGGGGGGGGAGGUAGGAUGUACGUAGACCUUACCUCUACCUUUGUGGGUAGAGAGGCUGUUUCCGAUACUCUUGGCUCAAAAGAAACGUAGUCAAUGCAGGAUUGCAAGAAAAGAAGACAACAAUAUAUCAAGAUAUAAAACAAAUGGAGCAACACAUAGUAACACACACAUAAGGAUAAUAAUCUACAUGAUACCUAAAUAAUACUACUAAGAAAAGAGAAGAGGAGAUGGAAAGGCUAGCCCCUCUCACACACAGCGUGACAAAACUCAACCACCUACUAACUUUCUAUCUUAAUCCUAAUCCUCUAUCUCCAAAUCUCCCUAUAUAAGGUCAUGCCCUCUGUCAGCUCUCCUCAGUUCUGCUUCGGCCUACCUCUACCUCUCCUAACUCCUGCGAUCGCUACUCUCUCACACCUCUUAAUUGGCGCAUCCUCACACCUCCUCUUCACAUGCCCGAACCAUGUCAGUCUCGCUUCUCUCAUCUUGUCCGCCAUGGAGGUCACUCUGACCUUGUCCCAUAUAACUUCAUAUCCAAUCAUCUCUCCUAGUAUGACCACACAUCCAUCUGAGCGUCCUCAUCUCCGCUACCUGAGCGUUCUUGACUUGCCAUCAUUCUGCCUCAUACAACAAUGUUGGUCUAAUCACCUCUCUGUAGAACUUACCUUUCACCCUAGGCAACACCUCCUUAUCACAAAGCACUCUGGAGGCGAGCCUCCAUUUCAUCCAUCCUGCUCCAAUACUAUGUGAGACAUCAUCGUCAAUCUCUCUGUCCCCUUGUAUUAUGGACCCAAGAUACUUGAAGCUUCCUUUUUUGGGUAUAGCUUGAGCCUCGAUCUUCACUUCCACAUCUGUCUCUUGCGUCGCGUCACUGAACUUGCAUAUCCAUGUACUCUGUCUUAGUUCUGCUUAACUUGAAAUCUUUAGAUUCUCAGGUCAUUUCUAAACUUCCAGCCUAUCGUUAACUCCACUAUGCGUCUCUUCAAAGAAAAUUAUGUCGUCUGCAAAUAACAUACACCACAACACCUCCUUUUAAAUAUGUUGCGUCAAUUGUUCCAUCACUAAGGCAGAUAGAAACGGGUUAAGGGCUGAUCCCUGGUGCAACCCUAUCACGAUUGAAAAGUGUUUUGAAUCACCUCCUACUGUCCUAACUCGGGUGUUGGCACCCUCGUACAUGUCCUUAAUUGCCCUGAUGUAGGCCACAAGCACACCUCUAGACUCCAAGCAUCUCCAAAGGAGCUCCCAAGGGACUUUAUCAUAUGCCUUCUCCAGGUUAAUGAACUCCAUGUGUAAGUCUCGCUUUUUGUCCUUAUACUGCUCCAAUAAUCUCUUGACAAGAUCAAUAGCUUCUGUAGUUGACUGCCCCGGCAUCCUUGUGGACGAGAAAGCAUCUAAAACUAAGCAUUUCAAGAAUGACAUGAAGAUGUGGAUAGAUGUUCUCUUGUUUUAUGUUUUGUUGCUUUGUUUAAUUGUUCAUCAAUGUACUUAUCAAAGGAAAAAAUUAUGAGUCAAUAUACAAGUAUAAACCCAAUUAUGUUUUAGAAAGUUAGUCGUAGUAUACAUGCUAGAUUCACAUCUGGAUAAGCGUAUGUAUAUUAAGGAUGACAUCCGAUAUAAUACGGGAAUGAUACAUCAGUUUUAUGGUUGCAAUAUUUUGCUGAAUGUACACGGGCAAGUGUCAUCUACAGUAGGUAUAUUGCAAAAGACAUUCCAGGUAGGAGAUGUACGCUUGAUGCUUCCUUCUUCGGGUGUAAAUUUUUCAGGUUGCAGUCUAACUGUUUUUGUGCUUUAUAUUGCAGACUUACAAAGUGAGGCAGUCACAAUAAAGAUGGCCACACUAAUACCCAACUGAAGCCUUGGGAGCUUGAAGCAUCUGCUAAUUAGUUAAAACAGGGUUUAGAGAAUUCUAAGAUUUGUUGUUUCUAAUGCCUAGGUAUAACCUGAAUUAUUUGUCAUAUGAGGAUUUUUUUUUUUUUGCUCAAAAGAAUCUGCUCCGUGUGAAUAGUGUUGGAUAGUAAGCACCUCGAGACUGACUUUUACGAAUUAUUGAAUGACGAGCCUUAUCAAUACCCUCUGGAA